Prorocentrum cordatum is the source of this 1519-nucleotide messenger RNA. The record is from the annotation of a GenBank genome assembly. NCBI's taxonomy places the organism in Eukaryota, Dinophyceae, Prorocentrales, Prorocentraceae.
GAGGAGUGCAGCCUCGUCGUGCACCUGUCGACGGAGGGCGAGCGCGCCGUCGGUUCCACGCUCGCGGGGUCGUACAUGGUCUGCGCGCAGAACUGCUCGGGCCUGCAGGCCUGGGAGGCCAUCCAGAAGGCAAGCCCGACGCCGUCUGCGCAGGCGAGCCUGGCCUGGAACCUCUUCCCGCUCCCCUUUGCGCCCCACGCCGAGCAGACGACGGCGACCUCCUGCUCGGUGCGGGACUGCCUCGACGGCCUGGAGUUCGCGCGCGACCUCAACUGGCUCGACUACCGCUCGUUCGACGUCGAGGCGUUUGCGCUCAUGCGUCGCAAGUUCGACGCGUCCUGGAUCAUCCCUGGAGAGAUGCUGGCGCUGGGCGACCCCAGCCUGACGGCACGGAACCCGGCGUACCCGGACCUGCUGAAGCCCGCGAACGGCCCGAAGAGGGGCCCGCCGGAGGAGGCGCCCAGCGAGGAGUCGGAGGUGUCCAUGCUGAACAAGGACACGUUCGUGUCCCUGCUGCAGCGGCUCGGGGUGGGCUCCGUGGUGCGGCUCAACCGCCUCCACGAGGUCGGGGACGCGGCAAACGUCUACGAUAGCAUCUUCCAGAGUGCCGGCGUCGAGGUCGUGGCGUUCGAGUUCAACGACGGAGAGUCCCCUCCCAGAGGCCUGGUCAAAGCGUUCGUCAACGAUGCCAGGAGGCGUCGGGCCCUGACAGGGAAGCCGGUGCUGGCUCUGCACUGCAAGGCAGGGCUGGGGCUGGGCCGGACUGGCGUCGUCGCCGGCGCGUACGCCGCCGAGCUGCACCGGGUGAGCGGCAAGGCGUUCCACGGCUGGGCGCGGAUGUCGAGGCCGGGCUCCAUCCAGACCCACAUGCAGGAGAGGUACCUCAGGGCGAUAGGCGGCUCGAGCUCCCAGGGCUCGUGUUCUCCGUGCACGCAGUCGUGAGGGCGUGGGGCAGCCGGCGCCGCCUCCUCCUCCUCCUCCGGGGGCUCUCCGUUCCACUUCGAUCUCCCCCCCUCACCUCCGAUUACUACGACUGCUGCUACUACAAGUAUGUUACCACUACUGUUUCUCCUCUAUCGGCGUGCGGAUUUCACGUCGAUUUGCAGGCCUGGAGGGCUUUGCGGUUAACGACGAGGUUUGAGCGAGCAUUUGCUUGCUUGCUUCGGCGCCUUCAGGCCGCGGCAUUCUGCUCACAUCUCGGCCUUGACCCUCUACUUGGAAUAGGGCCUGCUUCGUCAGUUCCCUUAGGUGCGCUCCCAAUGACACAACUUAGGCUCGUUCACGCCAUCUCUUCGGACGGUUUCUGCUUCCGGACCCUCGAGUCAAUCUUUUUGUCUCUGCGAGCCACAUGUCCACAGUCAGCGUAACUGGAGCCCAUGGUCGGCCAGACUGGAGGCCGCAGAACCGAGGAUGCCACAGUCGGCCUAACCCGGAUGAGGCGGCGCGCUGAGCAGCCUCGCCCGGUGCAGUGGCCAUUGAGGAGGAAGAGUAGGGAACAUCCACUCAAGUGAACCUUUCU